AUGUUCUGGCUCCUCCCUCCUCUAGUGCUCCUGGGAGCACUGGCAGUCCCAGAAGGGACAGCCAAGAUGUGUCCAGUCUGCCCUUUGCUGGGAAAGUGCACGGAGAAAACCUGUCCUCCGGCCCAGGACUCCUGCUUGCUUAGCCAGUUGCAGCUGGCAAAUGGGACUGUCAUCAAGAAUGGGUCCUGCGUGGCCCCUGGGGACUGCCAAAAAGAGGUCUACUCCUUGACCUAUGGUCCCGGCUUGAGUCUCUGGAUCCGCACAGCCUGUUGUGAAGACAACUGUAGCAGUGUUACCCCACAAGAAGCAAGACCCAAAGCCCAGCCCAACGGGGUGCAGUGUCACUACUGUUCCAGGAAUGAGUCGGCCCCAUGUGACUCCCUUUCGGUCAUGAACUGCACUGGAAACCAGACCGUGUGUUUCACCCUCAAUGGGACAUGGCAUGGAGGGACCCCCCAGAUCCUGAAAGGCUGUGCUAUACCGGAGAUCUGCCACCUGCAAGCGAACACCACCCUGGGCCCAGAAGCGUCUGGAUUUCAUCUCAUCACCAAGCCCGGAUGCAACAGUGUGACUCCCACCACCCAGCCAGGUCCCUACACGGCCCACACCAAGGCUAAGGUCACCAUGUGUUUCACCUGCUCAGACCUCCACCAUUGCAACCCUCUCCCUUGCACUGAACACAGGAACCACUGCCUUCAGACUGUGGGCAUCACAGUCCUAGGGGCAACUAACUCUGUCGCUUGGAGAAACGGCUCCUGCGUGGCCUCCAAGGAUUGCAUGCCUGACAACUCCAUCUCUGCCUUGACCUACAGCAUCGGUUUUGGCUUCUGGGUCAACACCACCUGUUGCCAAGGCAACUGCCAAGAGCCCAGUCCUCUCGCUGUCCUGCCAGCCUCAGGCACCCGGGGUAAGUUCCUGUGUCCCACAUGUCCUGGGGGCCACUCGGGGCCCUGCAGCCCCGCCUUCUACAUGCAGUGUCCCAGCAGGGAGACCGAGUGUAUCCACGUGAACCUGGUGUCCGAAGUAGGCGGCCGGAACCUGAGCGUGCGCGGCUGCGGCACCCGCGACCUGUGCCAGACAGAGGGUUUCCCGGCGCUCCCCGGCCACCGGCUGGCCGGCCCGCCCGUCUGCAACGCCCUCCAACGCGCCAUCCUGGACCCCAAGUGCCACUCGGGCGCGGCACUUGGCCUCCGCCUCGCCCUGCCGGUGCUGACCGUCGCGCUGGGCACCGCGACCCUCGCCUGA
Molecule: messenger RNA, 1245 nt
Organism: Rangifer tarandus platyrhynchus (Svalbard reindeer)
Lineage: Eukaryota; Metazoa; Chordata; Mammalia; Artiodactyla; Cervidae
Source: the annotation of a GenBank genome assembly